This is a messenger RNA of Cynara cardunculus var. scolymus (artichoke), 1080 nucleotides long. Its product is annotated as probable E3 ubiquitin-protein ligase RHY1A. Gene Ontology annotation, molecular function: ubiquitin protein ligase activity. Gene Ontology annotation, biological process: ubiquitin-dependent protein catabolic process. The coding region runs from base 300 to 893 and encodes 197 amino acids. The record is from RefSeq and is a predicted model, not a curated record. NCBI's taxonomy places the organism in Eukaryota, Viridiplantae, Streptophyta, Magnoliopsida, Asterales, Asteraceae. The transcript has 3 exons.
CACGAUUUUGCAUUUCCUCUUUCAAAUCAAUAAUGGAAUAAAUGACGAUUAUUCGAGUCAAAUUAUUUUGUAGUAGGUCUCACUUUUUGUCGGCCAGUACUUUAUCGCAUUUUAUAAAGACUCCAUUGGAGCAGCUCGUAAUUGAAACUUCGAUUUUUCAUCCAAGGGGAUUUCUGAUCCGAUAUAAUCAAUUAUUGGGCUUAAGUUUGUCAAACUAAAAAAACCAGGCAUCGAAUAAGAAUAAAUCGAGGAGAUUCUUUUGAGAGAGUUUAGGAAUUUUGUCUGGAGCAUUUCGUCGAAUGGCUGGUACGAUUCCCGGAGUGGAAACCGCUCGGAGGAGGAGGUUCCGUGGGAGUAAUGGGUGGUCUGAUAAUUCGUUUCUCGUCAAUUCUGCUUUUGGGUCUACGAGGAGACUUUCUUACGAUACCCAUCUCAAUUCCACUUCGUUCUUGCAUAGAAGCAUGGUGAGCCAAUCAGAUGAGGAUGGGAAGCUGGGUGGUGUGGCCAGAAAAGCCAAACAAAGAUUGGAGGGGAGGCUCAGAGGUUACUGGAAAUCAGAAACCAACAGCCAAGAAAGGUUGAGGGGUGCAAAUCUUGUAGAAGAGAUUGGGAGAAAGCCAACUACUACUUCUAUGGUGGUGGGAGAUUUGCAAAUGGAGGUUUUUGGUUUGAAAAAGAAUGGUUCAAAGAGGUUUCAUUGGGGGAAAAUGGGGUUGAAUUGGAAAUCAUUGGAUCAAGACGAGUGUGUCGUUUGUUUGGAUAAAUUCAAGAUUGGCGAGAAGCUAGCUCGUUUGCCUUGCGCACAUCGAUUUCAUUCUAUGUGUUUGUUACCGUGGUUAGAGAGUCAUGCACAUUGCCCUUGUUGUAGAACAAACGUUUUGGGUUCUAAUUGAUCUGUUUGUGUUAUUUUAAAUCCUGUGGUCCAAUCUAGUUUUAGUAAUAAUCUUGUAACGUUUGUGACUAAGUUGUAUUUCAUGUUAACACUGAUAAGAGUGUUUAAAGGUAAAAGAAUGUAAUCAAGAAAAACCAUUAUCGACUAGUUUUACAUGACAGUUUAUGUAAAAAUAUUUUGUUAUCUGA